Messenger RNA from Trichomonas vaginalis G3, 951 nucleotides. RefSeq names its product protein serine/threonine kinase protein. Lineage: Eukaryota; Parabasalia; Trichomonadida; Trichomonadidae. Bases 1 to 951 code for a protein of 316 amino acids. The transcript has a single exon. Gene Ontology annotation, biological process: protein phosphorylation. The record is from RefSeq and is a predicted model, not a curated record. Gene Ontology annotation, molecular function: ATP binding; protein kinase activity.
AUGGAUUACGUUCGUCCAAUCAUUGUUCGUCAUGGAUAUUCAGUGGAACGUGUUUUAAACAACCAGCAGUAUGAAUCUUCCUAUAUAGUUAGCAAGCCAGAUACUGGCAAACAAUAUUGCAUCAAAGCAAUUGUUUUAGGACACGUUGAUCAGGCAAUUAUUAGCAGUUUUUUGGAGCCUAAUAGUACUCUUCUCAAACGAACUGCACAUCCUAACAUUCGAUCAAUCCAAGACUAUUUUAUUGAUACAAAUUGCUAUUUUCAAGUCAUGGAGUAUAUUCCUAAGGGAAGCAUACGCAGAUAUAUAGACCAUGCUGGAAAAGUCUCAAUAGAUGACUUACACUCUUAUACAAGCCAUCUUUUACAAGCUGUAAAUUAUAUUCACUCAAACCAAAUAGCUCACCAUGAUAUUAAACCAUCGAAUUUAAUGAUCGAUGAUUUCAACAGACUCAAACUUUCUGAUAUCGAUUUAGCUUCAUACUGCGUGAAUGGCUUAUGCAACAGCUUUCAUGGAUCAUUGCAGUAUAUAGCUCCAGAAGUAAUCAACCAGAUACCACAUGAUCCGUUCAAAGCUGAUGUAUGGGCUAUAGGCGUUUGUUUGUAUGAAAUGGCUACAGGAGUUCUCCCAUGGAGAAGUACUUCGCUUGCAGACCUCAAGAAUGAGUUGUCUCUCGGAUAUUACACAUUUCCUUCUGAAAUUCCUUAUAUUAUCCAGGCACUUAUUCAAAUGUGCUUGAUUCCAAAUCCAAACGAAAGAUGCAACCUCAGAGACUUACUUGCAGUUCUUCAGGGUGUUCAGCAGCCACCAAUUCCAAGAAUGCCAAGAAUCAAAGAAAUUCCAAGUUCCCAGCUUAGUUCACGCGCAACACCUAUCAAGAGUGGAAUUGGAAGCAACAAAGUAAGCAGCACAGGUUCAUUGCCACCUCUCAAACCAAGAUUGAACGAUCUUUAA